GCCUUUCACAAGGCUACCAAGAGCUUCAUUCUCUUUUGAAACCAACAUUUUAAUAAUUUAUUCAUCCAAUAUCAAAUACAAAUGGCUAUCUCGAGAAAGCUUGUUAAACCUCUUUCUCUGCUGCUCCUUUACAUGGUAUUAUUAGCAGAAUCGCCACCUCGCGCCGAAGCGGCAAUCACAUGCAGCACGGUGGUCAACAGCCUAAUUCCGUGCCUUAGCUACGUCAUGAACGGCGGCAAGGUGCCGCCGACUUGCUGCCAGGGGAUUAAAUCCCUCUAUGGCGCCGCGAAGACCGCGGCGGAUCGCCGGAGUGUUUGCUCGUGUUUGAAAACCGCUGCCUCAAGUGUUAGUGGUAUCAACUUUAAGAAUGCUGCUGCCCUUCCUGGCAAAUGUGGCGUCAAAAAUAUUCCCUUCAAGAUUAGCCCUAAAGCUGAUUGCUCAAAGGUGAAGUGAAAGACGCACAAUGUAUGGGAAUAUAUAUAAUAUAUCAAGCAAAACUGAACUCAUGUCAGUGAUAUACAUGUUGUCUAUGACAUAGAGUGAGAAUAAGAGUUUUAUUGUCUCUAAUCUUGUUAAGAGAUAUUUAAAUGUGUAUUUGUGAUUGUCUUUAAUUUGGUUCUCAAUGGUUGUGUAUCAUCCAAUGAUCACCAAUCAAAUAUUGUGCGGACUCUUUAUUAAAUAAACCAUCGGCCCUUAAUUAA
Molecule: messenger RNA, 701 nt
Organism: Nicotiana tabacum (common tobacco)
Lineage: Eukaryota; Viridiplantae; Streptophyta; Magnoliopsida; Solanales; Solanaceae
Product: non-specific lipid-transfer protein 1-like
Biological process (GO): lipid transport
Molecular function (GO): lipid binding
Source: RefSeq, a predicted model, not a curated record